AACUAGUGACAUCUAGGUCACACAGUCUCGCUCAAGACCGCGACGUCGAAUGAUCGGAUUUAUCCUUUUCGUUUGCCUAUUGUUUCCGUCGUUGUUUCCUGUGAAGUUGCCGCAUUCGGCAGUGGAGGGGACGGAAAUGUCAAGGAUGCUCGCGGUAGAUUUCGAGAUCUUUGGCAUCGUGCAAGGUGUCUUCUUCAGGAAGUAUACGCAAAAACGUGGCAAGGAGCUGGGUUUAAAGGGAUGGUGUAUGAAUACCCCGAACGGUACUGUGCUCGGCCACUUAGAAGGGGAGAAAACUCAAAUCGAGAAGAUGAAAGACUGGCUUCGCUAUACCGGAAGUCCUCAGUCGCGGAUCGACAAGGCGGAAUUCCGCAACGAGAAGGAAAUCUCGCAGAUAUCGUUCUCCAAUUUCGAAAUCCGGAAGUAGAAUCUAAUAGAGAAUAAGGAGUAACAUGCACUAAUUAUAAUAUUUAGUUUUAGAAUUGUUUAAGUUGUGCGCAGUAAAAUCGUAUUAUUUAAAUAUA
Pogonomyrmex barbatus (red harvester ant) is the source of this 524-nucleotide messenger RNA. Its product is annotated as acylphosphatase-1. Gene Ontology annotation, molecular function: acylphosphatase activity. The record is from RefSeq and is a predicted model, not a curated record. NCBI's taxonomy places the organism in Eukaryota, Metazoa, Arthropoda, Insecta, Hymenoptera, Formicidae.